Phalacrocorax carbo (great cormorant) is the source of this 827-nucleotide messenger RNA. The record is from RefSeq and is a predicted model, not a curated record. Lineage: Eukaryota; Metazoa; Chordata; Aves; Suliformes; Phalacrocoracidae.
AUCGGCUUGGUCGGCGCCAGCCCAUCACUUCUGAGAAACUUCACCAUCCCCAGUGUUGCGGAGAAAAGAUGUGAACAAGUCCCAUGGAGCUCAAGUGCCUUUUGAUGUGGCUCUUGUUUGGAUCCGUCAUGGGGAACAAGCCAGAAGAAUGCCCACUUCUUCCAAAGACCGAAUUUGCUGAUGUUACUGCUGAAACGUACCCACUGGGGACCAAACUGUAUUAUCAAUGUGACAGUGGCUACACGAGAAGAAGUGGCCAUUAUGAGGGAAUUCAGUGUCAGAGAACAGAGCAGGAUGCUUCUUGGAUCUACAAGAAAUUUGAAUGCAUUGAUAAGAAAAUUUUGUUGUCAACGGCUCCCACGAUGAAGCUAGGUUUUACGCAGACAUCAGAAAGAAAAACACAGAGCCCUGCACCCCAGAAGAGAGAAAACCUUCCAGAGUUUGACCAGAAAGAUUUUUGUGGUCCUCCCAAGACUAUCCCACAUGCUUCCUUAAGGCCGAACAAACAGUAUUACGUGGGGCAAGUAUUACAUUUCAAAUGCCAGAGCGGUUAUGAUAAGCGGCCCCCCACCUCUGGCACCCGCAGGUGCCAGAAGGUGAAUGACAAAAUCAUCUGGACCUCCAUGAACCUGCGAUGCACCAAUGACAGCAGCGACAGCAGCGACAAGCAGCUGCCACAGACUGUUGAGCCAGACCUGUCUGUUUCCCUGUGGUGCCCAGUUCAGAGUGUUCCAGGUUCGACUCAUCCAUCCUUUUCCUCAUCGGUGACACUGCCAGUGACAGCUAUCUUUUUUGUUCUGCUUAUCAUUCCUGCUGUCUUUGUGUGA